This is a messenger RNA of Neltuma alba, 2560 nucleotides long. RefSeq names its product sulfate transporter 1.2. NCBI's taxonomy places the organism in Eukaryota, Viridiplantae, Streptophyta, Magnoliopsida, Fabales, Fabaceae. The coding region runs from base 480 to 2144 and encodes 554 amino acids. Gene Ontology annotation, molecular function: secondary active sulfate transmembrane transporter activity. Gene Ontology annotation, biological process: sulfate transmembrane transport. The transcript is spliced from 13 exons. Gene Ontology annotation, cellular component: membrane. The record is from RefSeq and is a predicted model, not a curated record.
GACUUUUCACUUUUAAGCGUCUCCUCUAAAUCUCAUAAGGGGCAUCGAAAGAGGAAAUUUUGAAUUUUUUUUUCCUUUGCCGUUUUUAUUACCUUCUUAGAUGUCAUUAUUCUUCACUUGCUGGGUUUCGUUGUGACGUUGCACACACAUUUCUUCGUUCCUAUUUGAAUUGCCUCCAAAGUCACACUAUUAUCAAUGAAACAUUAUUCCCAAGCUGAUUCGAUGGACGUCGACUGUGGUAUUAUAGAUUUUAAUGUGGUGUCUUUUCAGAAACAUGAGCACCGUCGAAUGUGAAGAACAGAAAGCCAAGCUGUAACUAUUCCUGGCUUGAGAACUUUGACCAAGACCUUCAAGUUAUACAACCCAAUAGCCUCACGGCGACCUCGUGGCCUUCCGACUUGAAUUAGUGACCAGUCAUUACUGCAUCUGUCAGCAACCCAGCAUUCGCACCCUUUUGCUCAGGCGAGGGUCUGUCUCCAAUGGGAGAUCCAGCUGAUGAAACCCAUAAAACAAAAGAGAGAGAUGCUAGAAGUUUGUCAUCUUCACAGGGUCAAGCACCACACCGUCACAAAGUAGGAAUUCCUCCGAGACAGAACCUGUUCAAGGAAUUCCAAUCCCUUGUCAAAGAAACAUUCUUUGCUGAUGAUCCUCUACGCUCUUUCAAAGACCAGACUAAAUUCCGGAAAUUCAUCCUUGGCCUUGAGGCCGUAUUCCCCAUACUUAACUGGGGGAGAAAUUAUAAUGCUGUCAAAUUCAGAGGGGAUAUCAUAGCUGGUCUAACUAUUGCAAGUCUCUGCAUUCCUCAGGAUAUUGGAUACGCAAAGCUUGCAAAUUUGGCUCCACAGUAUGGGCUGUAUUCCAGCUUUGUUCCCCCACUGAUAUAUGCUAUCAUGGGUAGUUCUCGUGAUAUCGCCAUAGGACCGGUGGCAGUGGUUUCUCUCUUGCUAGGAACCUUACUUCAGAGUGAGAUUGAUCCUAUCGCACAUCCAUCUGAAUAUCGAAGACUUGCUUUCACGGCUACUUUUUUUGCUGGCAUUACCCAAGCAACUCUUGGGGUCUUGAGGUUAGGAUUUUUGAUCGACUUCCUUUCCCAUGCUGCUGUUGUCGGUUUUAUGGCUGGAGCUGCUAUCACCAUUGCCCUUCAACAGCUUAAGGGCUUCCUUGGCAUUAAAAAGUUCACAAAGAAAACUGAUGUUGUGUCUGUGUUGCAUUCAGUAUUCUCAACAGCCCAUCAUGGUUGGAACUGGCAGACUAUAGUUCUAGGAGCAAGCUUUUUGGUUUUUCUGCUGAUUGCAAGAUAUACUGGCAAAAAGAACAAGAAAUUCUUCUGGGUGCCGGCUAUCGCCCCAUUGAUAUCUGUUGUUCUCUCCACUUUAAUUGUGUUCAUAACCCGUGCAGACAAGCAAGGCGUUGAAAUUGUAAAACACAUAAAUAAGGGGAUCAAUCCUUCAUCUGUUAAAGAGAUAUAUUUUAGUGGUGAUUUCCUUGGGAAAGGUUUCAAGAUUGGCAUUGUGGCUGGCAUGAUAGCAUUGACGGAAGCCACAGCAAUAGGAAGAACAUUCGCUUCUAUGAAGGAUUAUCAUUUGGAUGGAAAUAAGGAAAUGACAGCAUUAGGAGCCAUGAAUAUUAUUGGUUCAAUGACUUCCUGCUAUGUAGCAACAGGUUCUUUUUCUCGGUCAGCAGUAAAUUACAUGGCUGGCUGCCAAACUGCAGUCUCUAAUAUUAUUAUGUCCAUUGUUGUGUUCUUAACCCUACAAUUCAUUACACCUCUCUUCAAGUAUACACCAAAUGCCAUUCUUUCUUCCAUCAUCAUAUCUGCUGUGAUCGGCCUUGUGGACUAUCAGGCAGCAAUUUUAAUUUGGAAGGUUGAUAAAUUUGACUUUAUUGCUUGCAUGGGAGCCUUCUUUGGAGUUGUUUUUGUCUCAGUUGAGAUAGGACUUUUAAUUGCUGUCACUAUAUCCUUUGCUAAAAUCCUAUUACAAGUUACCAGACCACGAACAGCUAUUCUGGGGAACAUCCCUGGGACAACUGUCUAUAGGAAUACCCAACAAUACCCAGAGGCCACAAAGGUUCCUGGCGUGCUGGUUGUAAGAAUUGAUUCGGCCAUAUACUUUUCCAACUCCAAUUAUGUUAGAGAAAGGUAAACAUUUAUUGCUCGUUUCCUUAUGCUUCUAAUGGACCUGAAAUGAGAUUAGACAAGUGAUUUCCAUGCCGAUCCUUUGUAGAGAUUGUGCUGUUCAUAAUGUCAGGGAUUGCGGGUCAUCGUUCAUAUCAUAAGAUGAAGUUUGAGUACAAAAUAUUCAAUUCUGUCAAACAACGCAAGGGAACUCCCUAGAAAUCACAAUAUACCAGCCACUGAAUCUUCCAUGCUAGUGUUAAAAGGGUGGGGAUGGGUUUAGGAUUGAUUUGAAGUUCUGAACAUGAGAACAAACGGAUACGGUCAAACUAAAUCAAGAUGGGUUCUAAUCAUUGCGAGAAAGGAAAGAAGGAUGAAACAGUUGGAUGAGCAAUAUAAUGUGACCAAGCCGCUUUGCUGUUCAGAACACUGUGUAUGCUGGAA